Arctia plantaginis is the source of this 4362-nucleotide messenger RNA. Lineage: Eukaryota; Metazoa; Arthropoda; Insecta; Lepidoptera; Erebidae. The record is from the annotation of a GenBank genome assembly.
AUGUUGGCCGCUUUCUUGCUAAUAUCCAUGUUUUAUGUCACAGAGCAACAUGAAUAUUUACUUGAACCAUUGCCUCAACACGAUUCCAGUAAAAUGAUCCGAUGUGUGACUGGUAUACUUGACAAAUAUUUCGCGCACAAAAAAGAAUUGACUUUUGUGAAUAUGAACUCUGAUGAAAAUGACUUGUUAAAAGAGAUCCAUUUAAAACUGCAUUUCUCUCUAAUAACCAGGAAAGUAACUCAACCUAUGUUCGUUCCUAAUCUUGGGUAUGUUGUGUAUUCUCCGGAUGUAGACACGUUCUCAAGUUUGUUCCAGGAUCUUACAAGAGAGCCACCAUGGAACCCAUAUGCACGGUUUUUAAUCAUCAUCGAAUUACUGCUUGAAACCGAACUAAGGCAAGUUUUUGAUGUACUACUACGACAACGUGUCAACGAUGCCCUUUUAGUGAAUGGCACUGAAGAAGGACAACUCUACACUUACAAUCCGUUUGAUAACUACGCGUGUGGUAGAUAUUAUGAUACCGUGAUAAGCUACGGACUAUGCUCAGAAACCACGCAUAAUUUGUAUCCUAAUAAAUUAGUCAAUGGAUUGAAAAAUUGCACUUUUAGAGGAUCUCAUACACAUAUCCCGCCAUACAGUAUUGAACCUUCUCAAAAUGAAUAUCCAAAUAAAUUACCUGGAAUAGAACAAUAUGUUCUUAAGACAGUAAGUGAAUCUGACGAAUUCAAAAUAGAUUUCAACACACAUUAUAACAGCUCGAUUUUCUCAAGGGUUGCUCCUAAUAUGACAGCAACCGGACCUAUUGCUAUGUUGCAGACGAAUGAAACAGAUGUUAUGUUCGGUUCGAUGAUGCUAAGGAAUUCGUACGCAAGAGCUUUCACAUCAGUCAUUGGUUACGAUGACUACGUUGACGAGUUUACAUUUGCUGAGGACAAUCAAAAAUUAAUUCAGUGUAUAAUUAGUGUACUUGAGAAUUAUUUCUCUGAACAAAACGAGCUCACUUUCGUUGGUAUGCAAGAUGGAAACGAAAAUAAACUUCUGAAAACGAUUCACACAACUACCAACUUUCCUCUGGUAACCAGACUUCCAGAUCAAAGAAUGGAUGUUCCAAUUCUCGGAUAUUUGAUAUCCGCAGCUGAUGCUAAUGAUUUCAUAAAAUACAUUCAAUUUCUUAUAAGCGAGCCAGCGUGGAACCCGUACGCAAGAUUCUUGAUAGUCAUUGCAUUACUGCGUGACGCCGACUUGGAAAUAAUAUUUGAUGAGCUGUUAAGACAGCAUGUCGAUAACGUCCUAUUAGUGAACGGCACUGAAGGUGCACAUCUCUACACUUACAAUCCUUUUGAUAACUACGCUUGUGGCAAGUACUAUGACAACGUUACUAGUUAUGGGCAAUGCUUACUGGCUACAAAUAAUUUAUAUCCCAAGAAACUGGUCACUGGACUCAAGAAUUGCAAUUUUACAGCAUCACUGGCACAUCAACCCCCUUUUACAAUAGACCCAACCAAAACGAAACACAAAAAGCUUUUAGGAACAGAAGAGUAUAUAAUUAAAUUGCUGGGUGAACUAGAACACUUUACUGUAAGUUUUAAUUACAAUUACAAUGGUGGAAUGUUUACUACCGUUGCACUAAACAUGACACCUCUUAGUCCUAUGAAAGUGUUACAAAGGAACGAAUUUGAUAUUAUAUUUGGCGCAAUCAUUGUAGGAACAUCGCGGGCUGAAACGUUUACUUACAUGUGUGGAUACCACGAUUACAGUGACGAAUUACGAUUUGCGGUGAAAAGCUCACCCUUUGUUCCUCUUUCGGAGUAUGUGUACCUAGAAUUUGAACUAGACGUAUGGGGUUUGUUAGUAGUGACUUUUAUAGUGUAUUCGAUCAUUGUGUCUUUGUUAUUACGCACAAAAGAUAGAGGGGAAAUUAUGUUGUUACUCUUGGAUAACCUGCUAUUGCACGGACGUCAUAUUCGCAUUCGUCAGUCGGUAAAGUGUGUUCUGAUCAUGUGGGUGUUAUUCGCAUAUCUGAUUAACACUUUCUACCAAACCAAUCUGUUUAGUUUCACUACACAUCCUAGCCUGGAUUUCCAGAUAGCGGACGAAGAGGAUAUAGCUUACUACGACUUAACACCGUGUGUAAGUCUUGAAUUAAGAAAGUUCAUAAUCAGCGAAACAGAUACAUUCGAUGACGAUUUUUUUAUGAAUAAAGGAUGCCAAACUCUAGGUGAGGCUAUGGAUACAGUCAGUUCCAAUGAAGAUGUGUUUACGCUUAUUCCAAAUUAUUUCUAUUUAUACAAUGAAGCAAAAUAUAGUGACAAGUGGGGUAGACCUCUUGUUUAUUAUUUUGAAAAACCUUAUAUGAAACUUCUUUUUGGGUUCUUCUUUUACAACGGCUUUCCAGUUACACGAAGUCUCCGGCUUAAUGCAUUGCGUUUGAGGGAAAAUGGAAUAAUCGAUAAAAGUUUACAGGACCAUUAUUACAAUCGAAGGUUGAAACAAAAAUUCCACAAGAAAACCUUUCAAACCCAAUUUUUAAUUCCAUGGCAUGUAUAUAUUCCUGGAACGAUGAUAGCUACUCUUGCCUUCAUAUUGGAGCUGUUAAUGAAACAUAUGAAAUUAACGAAAUUGUUAAACUACAUAGCUGUUCAAUUAAGUGGUCUUGAAAUACAAAUUGAAGUCCCAACAUAUAGUGUCAAGGUAAUAACAUGCGUAGAGGAAAUAGUGGAAAAAUAUUUCGCAAAAAAAAAAGUGCUCACAUAUGAUGGAAAUUCUCUAGAGGGUCGUGAAUUGCUUAAAGCAAUCCAUGCUUUAAACGUCGUGACAGUGAUGCCUAAAAUUUCUUCUGGAAAAAUAAUUAGAACCCAUAAAGGAUACUUGAUUUCUACAAGAAGUUUAACGAGUUUUAAAGAAAAUAUUUCCAAACUAUAUAACGAUUCUACCUGGAAUCCAGAAGCACGAUUUCUAAUCGUAUGUGCAUCUCUAAAACACUCUGACCUCAAGUAUUUUUUUAACUAUUUCCUGGAACUGCACGUAACGAACGUAGUUAUAAUCAAUGCAACUGACGAUGCACAGUUAUAUUCCUACAACCCAUUCGAAAACUACGGAUGCGGCAAAAAUUAUGAAAAUAUCAUCAGUCACAGAAAGUGCUCACAGGCUUAUAGGCAAAAUCUAUUCCCUAACAAAUAUGUCACUGGAUUAAAUAAUUGUACUUUCAACUUGGCGAUACCACAUCUACCGCCAUAUACUGUCCAUCCUAAAAACAAUUCUGAUAUGCCGCAUUCGCUUUUAUAUGGAAUAGAACCGUAUCUUUUACGAUUGAUCGGUGACAAACACGGAUUUUCUUUGAAUAUUACAUUAGACAAUGAUGACGUGGAAUCAUUCACAACAGUAGAAGCUGAUAGAACAAUUCAAAUGCUACAAGAUUCUAAAGCGGAUGUCGUUUUAGGUGGUCAACUACUAGUACCUUCUCAUGCAGCUGACUUCAGUUAUGUAUUCGAUUUGUUUCCUUACGUAGAUGAAAUACGAUUUUUAGUGAGAACCGCAAAGUUAAUGCCGUCUUGGAAAACCUUUUAUUUAGAAUUUGACAUGACAGUAUGGUUACUCAUAGCACUUUCUUUGCUUCUUUACUCGAUGGUGAUGAUUUUUCUACUCCGCGUGGAAGACAACAGCCUCAUUGUGUUAAAACUCUUAGAUACCUUAACGCUUCAUGGUUGUAAAAUUAAUUGUCAUUCGACAAUAAAGGUCGUCUUUAUUUUGUGGAUUUGGUUUGCAUAUCUAGUCAAUGCCUUUUACCAAUCCAGUCUCUUCAGUCUGGCCACAAAUCCUCCUAGGCAGAAGCAAAUCGCAACAGAAUCGGAUAUCUUACACUACAAAUUAAAGCCUUGUUUUAGUGAAGUAAUGCAGAAGUAUGAAAUGGAAUCUACAGAAUCAAAACACGUCUAUACACCAAUUGCUGGUUGCAAAAGUGCCUAUGAUAGUAUUAAUAAAGUUCUGAAUGAUCAAAAGUAUUAUACAAUAUUCUUAUACGGACUGUACCAAUACAAUAAACAGGAUUUUUUUGAUAUUUAUGGACACGACCAUAUCUAUCCGUUCAAGGAGGCGUAUUCUAAGGUUAUCUAUUGCAUGUAUUUCUACAAAGGAUUUCCUUUUAUUCAUGACAUAAGGGUAAGCUCAAUGCGUCUGAGAGAAAUGGGCUUGGUAGAUAAAGCUAUGUCUGACAUGAUUUACUUCAAGAACAUAAAACAUCAUUUUCAUGCACAUCCAUAUAAGCCCCGUUUCGCUCUCCCGUGGUACCUCUACCUUUUUGGAUGCACGAUGUCUGCAAUCACCCUUGUUGUGGAAAUUAUAACUAAGCAUAGAAUAGGUUAA